Messenger RNA from Macadamia integrifolia, 1054 nucleotides. RefSeq lists its product as uncharacterized. The transcript is spliced from 2 exons. NCBI's taxonomy places the organism in Eukaryota, Viridiplantae, Streptophyta, Magnoliopsida, Proteales, Proteaceae. The coding region runs from base 362 to 1009 and encodes 215 amino acids. The record is from RefSeq and is a predicted model, not a curated record.
CUAAGCACUUUGAGUGUAUUCCAUCUAUGUUGCUUCAUGAAGAUAGAGAGGGGUUGGAAUCUACUCCAUCUUCUAAUGAAAUCAAAUGGGCGAUUUGGGAGCUAGAUCCUGACAGCUCUCCAUGUCUGGACGGAUUUUGUGGUGCCUUCUUCAGGAAGUGCUGGGACAUUGUUGAGCUUGAUUUUGUCUUGGACAACGGGGCUGAGAUCAGUGAUCGAGAUCAAUUGGGGUCUUUUUUGGUUGGAUUUCUACGAGAAUUUUCACAAAAUGGUAGAGCUUGAUAGUCAUCCUAAGAUUUUAAACUGCAUUCCUAACAUCCUCCAGAAUUCUGAUCGUCUUAUGCUAGACGCAAUCCCUUUAGAUGCAGAGAUCAAGGGUGCGGUAUGGGAUCUUGAUCCUGACAGCUUCCCUGGCCCUGAUGGCUUCCCAGGUUCUUUUUUCAGGAGAUGCUGGGUCAUCAUCAACUCCGAUGUCGCUAACAAGGGAUUUUUCUCCUCAGGAGCAGGGCGCUUUUCAGAAAAGAAAAGUCAUCCCGACUAAUAUCGGUCUUGCCUCUGAGCUGGCUAACCUAAUGGGGCACUCUUCAAGGGGUGGGAGCCUGGGUUUGAAGAUAGACAUCAAAAAGGCUUUCGACACCAUUUCUUGGGACUUCUUAUUUUAUGUUCUUAGAAGGUUUGGGUUCUUGGAUACAAUGAUUGGAUGGAUCAAUACUAUUCUUAGGACAGCCAGAAUAUUUAUUCUACUAAAUGAUGGCCCUGUGGGUUUCUUUGAAGUUAGCAGAGGACUUUGCCAAGGUGAACCCAUAUCCCCUAUCCAGUUUAUUACUGCCGAGGAAGUCCUAUGUCGUGGUAUGGCUGAUUUAUCUACUAAAAGUAUGACUAAGCCGCUCACUGGCCCUCGAAGAGCUGAUGUGCCCACUCACCUCUUAUUCAUAGAUGAUGUCUUCAUUUUAGAUGGUGGAACAGGUGCUGAAGCAAGAAUGGACUUUGGAGUGUCCAAUUGCUUGUAAGGUCUGGUGCAAUUUCUUCCAUAUUUUUAAUAUUGGAUGGCCUCA